This is a messenger RNA of Fraxinus pennsylvanica, 444 nucleotides long. The record is from the annotation of a GenBank genome assembly. NCBI's taxonomy places the organism in Eukaryota, Viridiplantae, Streptophyta, Magnoliopsida, Lamiales, Oleaceae.
AUGGAGGCCACAGACCAGAGGAUGGAUUCACGUAGGAAGGAUAGGAGAGGGGAAAGACUAAAGCAGGAAAUCGAAAAGUAUUGUACUUCGAAUCCAAAAGAAUACCUUGUCAAGAGUCUAAACUUGAGAAAGUUGCAUAAGUUGUCAAGUCAAGAGUGUGAGAGUAUCCCAGAAAUAGGGGAUUACUCUUUGAGGAAUAAGAAGAAGAGAUUCAAGAUUUUUGUUGCAGUUCCCGAUAUAUUAUUAGAGAAGGCAAGGCACGAGAAAGAGCAUGUGACUGGGUUGGAUCUAAAGAGUAGGGCAACUAGUAGGACAAAAACUCAGUGGGUACAAACCCCGAUUACGAAUUUGACUGCUGUGGGUGAGGGAAGAGGUAUUGUGUUGUCAUCGAAGUUGGAUAGGCUUUCGAAUUCAAUCUUUGGCUUGACGAUGGUGGAUCCCUAG